AUGGGAGCCUCCAAAAUAGACGGCACUGCCAUCGCAAAGGCCAUCAGAGAACGCCUGCACGGCGAGAUCAAGGAGACCCAACAAUCGAACCCGCGCUUCAAGCCUUCCCUCGUCAUCUACCAAGUGGGCGACCGAUCGGAUUCCAGUACCUAUGUUCGCAUGAAGCUCAAGGCUGCUGAAGAGGCAUCCAUCAUCUGCACACAUGUCCAAUUGCCGGCGGACACCCCUCAGUCUGAUAUACUCGCUCGUAUCACAUCCGACAACAAUGACCCCUCCGUUCAUGGCAUCUUGGUUCAGCUGCCUCUGCCAGAUCACAUGUCUGAGCAUGCCGUUACCUCUGCUGUUUCUCCCGACAAGGACGUCGACGGUUUCGGUACCUUGAGCAUCGGCGAGCUGGCCAAACGUGGAGGGAAGCCAACCUUCAUUCCAUGUACUCCCCAGGGUGUCAUGGAACUGCUCUAUGCUAGUGGGGUAGAAAUCGCUGGCAAGCAUGCCGUUGUCCUUGGACGAAGUGAUAUCGUUGGCAGCCCCGUCAGCUACCUGCUCAAGAACGCCGAUGCAACGGUCACUACAUGCCACUCCAGGACAAAGAACAUUGAAGAGAUCAUUAAGUCGGCUGACAUCCUUGUGGCCGCCAUUGGGAAGCCAGAGUUCGUCAAGGCGGACUGGCUCAAACCUGGCGUGGUAGUCAUUGACGUUGGAACCAACUACAUACCCGAUGCCAGCAAGAAGUCUGGCCAGCGGCUUGUAGGUGAUGUCGACUACGCAGCCGCCGUGGAGGUGGCCUCGCAGAUUACCCCUGUUCCCGGUGGUGUAGGCCCAAUGACAGUAGCCAUGCUACUUCAGAACGUUGUCAAGUCCGCACGCUCCUACUUUAACAAGGAACGUAGCCGCAUCAUCAACCCGCUCUCCAUCACCCCCAAGACACCAGUGCCCUCUGACAUUGCCAUCUCCCGGGCUCAGCAACCAAAACCAAUUACUCAGGUUGCGUCUGAAGUAGGCAUUGCACCCCAUGAACUCGAGCCCUACGGCCACACCAAGGCCAAGGUCAGUCUCGAUAUCCUCUCCCGCUUGGGACAUCGUCGAAAUGGCCGAUACAUCCUCGUCUGCGGUAUUACGCCUACUCCCCUGGGCGAGGGCAAGUCCACAACUACUAUGGGUCUCACUCAGGCCCUUGGGGCUCACUUGAACCGCGUCGUUUUUGCCAACGUUCGCCAGCCUAGCCAGGGCCCAACCUUCGGCAUCAAGGGAGGUGCUGCAGGAGGUGGAUACAGUCAGGUCAUCCCCAUGGACGAGUUCAACCUACACUUGACGGGAGACAUUCACGCUAUCACCGCAGCAAACAACCUGUUGGCCGCUGCCCUGGAGACUCGUAUGUUCCACGAAUCCACCUCGCCCGACGCUGGCCUGUACAGGCGCCUUGUUCCCGCUAAGAAGGGAAAGCGUGAGUUCCAGCCGAUUAUGUUCCGUCGGUUGAAGAAGCUGGGAAUCACCAAGACGGAUCCUAACGAGCUUACUCCUGAGGAGAUCAAGAGAUUUGCCAGACUGGACAUUGAUCCAGAGACCAUCACCUGGCGUCGUGUCCUGGAUGUCAACGACCGACAUCUACGUACCAUCACCGUCGGCCAGGCUGCUACUGAAAAGGGCCAUACCAGACAGACCGGCUUUGACAUCUCUGUGGCAUCCGAGUGUAUGGCCAUCCUAGCUCUCAGCAAUGACUUGGCUGAUAUGCGUGAGCGACUGGGCCGCAUGGUAGUUGCCUCAUCCCGCUCCGGUGAGCCUGUCACCUGUGACGACAUCGGUGCUGGCGGUGCAUUGACUGCUCUCAUGAAGGACGCAAUCAAGCCAAACCUGAUGCAGUCUCUCGAGGGAACUCCUGUGUUCGUCCACGCCGGCCCCUUCGCCAAUAUAAGCAUCGGCGCCAAUUCAGUGGUGGCUGACAAGCUGGCUCUUAAGCUGGCCGGUACUGAGCCAGAUGAAGACCACGACUCCACUACUGGCUUCGUGGUGACCGAAGCCGGCUUUGACUUCACGAUGGGUGGUGAGAGAUUCUUCAACAUCAAGUGCCGCUCUUCAGGCCUUGUACCAGACACGGUGGUCAUCGUCGCUACUGUUCGUGCAUUGAAGGUCCAUGGUGGCGGGCCAGACAUCACCCCCGGAGCCGCACUGCCAGAAGCUUACAGAAAGGAAGACAUAGAGCUGCUACGAAAGGGCUGUGUAAACCUACGCAAGCACAUCAGCAAUGCCAAACGCUAUGGCGUCCCUGUGGUGGUAGCCAUCAACGUCUUCGAGACUGACACCGCUGCCGAACAUGCCGUCAUCCGCGAGGAGGCAAUCGCAGCAGGCGCCGAGGACGCAGUGCCAGCAAACCACUGGGCCUUGGGCGGCAAGGGAGCCGUCGAAUUGGCCGAAGCAGUCAUCAAGGCAUCCGCCCAGCCCAAGAACUUCUCUUUCCUGUAUGGACUGGAGGGAAGCGUGCAGGAACGUAUUUCCACCAUUGGCCGGGAGAUGUACGGUGCCAGCGCAGUCGAGUUCAGCGAGCUUGCUGCACGCAAGGUUGAGAUGUAUGAGAAGCAGGGCUACGGCAAUCUGCCUAUCUGCAUUGCCAAAACACAGUACUCUCUCAGCCACGACCCGGCUCUCAAGGGAGCCCCAGAAGGCUUUGUGGUGCCCAUCCGGGACGUUAGACUUGCUGUUGGAGCUGGAUACUUAUAUGCCCUUGCUGCGGACAUCCAGACGAUCCCUGGCCUGCCUACUGCUCCAGGCUACCUGAAUGUUGAUGUCGACGCUGAGACAGGCGAAAUCGAUGGGCUCUUCUAG
Molecule: messenger RNA, 2820 nt
Organism: Nannizzia gypsea CBS 118893
Lineage: Eukaryota; Fungi; Ascomycota; Eurotiomycetes; Onygenales; Arthrodermataceae
Product: C-1-tetrahydrofolate synthase
Exons: 5
Coding region: 1-2820 (939 amino acids)
Biological process (GO): tetrahydrofolate interconversion
Cellular component (GO): cytosol
Molecular function (GO): formate-tetrahydrofolate ligase activity; ATP binding; methenyltetrahydrofolate cyclohydrolase activity
Source: RefSeq, a predicted model, not a curated record